UUCACGCGCUAUGCUUCUACUCUGGUCGCCAACAAUUCCGUACGUACCGACGCGAAAGCGGCGCCUCCUGGAUGGCGUGGCCUUCCCGCUUUCACGGGUCUACACCUGUGUCCGAACCAUCUACUUCCGUGCAGCGAUUGUCCGAACCAUCUACUUCCGCGCAGCGACUGUCCGAACCAUCUACCUCCGCGCACUAACUAUCUACCUCCGCGCAGCGCCUAGUCGCGCCGCUGCUCUCCAUCUCGCGCCGAGUCGCUUUCAGCAGACCGCGCCUCUUCCUCCCGCCCAGUCGCUUUCAGCAGACCGCGCCUCUUGCUCUCGCCCAGCUUCCUCUCUUACAACCUACCAUGUCCUUCUAUCUCUGCGCCGCCCCUUUCCUCGUCCUCUACUCACCGCAAAGCCGACGGUUCGCGCGUCACUCGGGUGAAUACCACGUAUCGAAGAAACUACGGCCCUGUCUAGUCACCGCCGUCGACGGUGACUGGAUCUGCCUCGCUCCUUGCUUAUCGGCUCGCCCGGAGAGCCAGAUGAAGCGCUCCUCCUGGAGCAUCGUCGAUUACGGCAAACACGGCCCCACUCUCCCCGACCACCCUCUGCACAACGCGCCGGUCUUUUCUAUUCCUCUGCGCUCCCGUCGGCAGCGUGGCUGGAAAGCGACGUCGUGCUUCGUUUGGACGCGCGAUGAAGGCGAAUGGAUCAGCAUCGCCGACUGGGAGUCGACUCUAGGGGCGCGCGUCCUGGACUCCGACUUCGACCUGAGCCCAGGGCAAAUGGCGAUCUUGCGGGGAAAGCAUUGGGCGAUUUGGGGAGGGAACCAGGGCUAAUGGUGGCCAGUCGACGCAAACGUGUUACCUACUCGCAAGUGUGAUCAUUGUAAAGUCUCGUUGAAGUUACUCCCAUCCCUCUC
Molecule: messenger RNA, 907 nt
Organism: Rhodofomes roseus
Lineage: Eukaryota; Fungi; Basidiomycota; Agaricomycetes; Polyporales; Fomitopsidaceae
Exons: 3
Coding region: 348-824 (158 amino acids)
Source: RefSeq, a predicted model, not a curated record